Sycon ciliatum is the source of this 1538-nucleotide messenger RNA. RefSeq lists its product as uncharacterized. Bases 176 to 955 code for a protein of 259 amino acids. The record is from RefSeq and is a predicted model, not a curated record. The transcript is spliced from 6 exons. NCBI's taxonomy places the organism in Eukaryota, Metazoa, Porifera, Calcarea, Leucosolenida, Sycettidae.
CUCUGUGCUCGAUUUUCGUGUGUUCAGUCAAGGUCAUUGUAGUCUCGUGGAAGCAAGAGUACUCUUGGUGGAAGAGUUGGAGUGUGAGUCUGCUGAGCUAGCUGGAAGACUUCCUCCUCUAUAAUUUUUUUACCGGGAAACAUUCUCCCCUUUCAGUUUCUUUACCAUUGAAGAGAUGGGACGAACAACUCGUGGAUCUAUCGCCGAUAAGGAGAAUACGCCACUCGUGGAAAGGAAGACCCGACUCAGGAGUGGCAAGACCCCUUUGGCAGCAAGUGUCCCUCGCAAGGCUCUGGGCGAUAUCAAUAGCAACAUUGUCUCCUCACCUCGCGUUUUGACACCGGCAAAAAAGGCUGUAAAGCGGAAAGCAGCUGAGAAGAAGGUGACUUGCCCAGAAAGCUGCCCCAGCAGCAGCAAUGCCAAAUCCACUGCUGCCGUCACCAAGGAGGAGGCUGUGCCAGUUAGCAGCAAUCUCGACGGUGGCCGUCAUGAAGUAGCCAUGCCCGUCAGUGCUCCGGCUUCUGUGAAAGCUACGACACAGCCUGCUGUGCAGCAACUAGCUCUUCCGGCAAAAAACCCGGAUACCGCUGGAGAAACCAGUCCGGUCCUUGACGUGGCCAUGAAUACUGCUCUCAGACCCGAACAGUCUGCUAGUGAGCCAUCGGAUUACUCUUCCAGACCACCGUCGUGCCAGCACCUGACCAAUGAUGAAUGGGAGUACCUCCAGAUGACUGCAGGCCCAGACCAUGUUGCAUUCUGGUGGAGAGCAGCUGAAGAGAGACGCGAAGCACUCAAAGAACUUAUCGAUGAGAAUGUCCAGGUACAUCAACAGAAUAGACAACUCCGGGAUGAGCUUCGCCGACUGAAGACCAAGGAGAGCGAAGCCAGCUACUACAGCCUCAUGGCACGCCUAUGGGAGUUGGAAUCUAGUAGCAGCGACGUCAAAGCAUGCUGAUCGCUACCAGCACGUCUGACAGUAGGCCCUGCUCAGCGUGAUGUGUUGCACUAUGUAAUAUUCCUACCUACGCAUCUCUGCCAGCAGCAUCCCUACACAUUGUUCCAUGCAUAGGCCCUUGAAGUUCCACUCAUUGAGACACUGUUUCCUUCCUUUGCACGGUGAUAGCACAGGCUUAUCUAUGAUGAACAAAACUCUGUAGUUGUGUUUGUCGCAAGCACCUGCUCCUCACUCCAGAUAGUACAUUGACUGACCACUUGACAAUAGCACCUCUCCACUUGAUCUUGUAAUCAUUAUUUAUAGGGUUUUCAAUCGUUCCAACCUGCACUGUUCUAUUCUUCCAACCCACCGGUUUUAUCAUGUCACCUAGUCUGACGUUUAUAUUAAUGAUUUUAUGUUGCGUGUAAUGCAAUGUUCUUUUUCUGUUUCUGUGUACUUUUUUUGCACAUUCCAAGGAGUGGUCUUUUGCCAUUCCUGGGACAUUCCUGAAACCUCAUGACCCUCGCUCCCUGGGAUCCCCAUUGAUCAGGACAAGCUGUUCCAUUUGCAAACAAAAUGAUGAAAAAUCAUACUUCAAAGUGAA